AUUCGUUCGCUGCAGAUCUGACUAUCACUCUCCCUUUCUGGGUUCCUGUACUUUUUUGACUGAACAGCUUUCACCUCCAUUUAACAACACAAUAUAUCGUUUCUACUUUUCUGCAGGCCUUUGAGCAUCACCGAACCGCUGCCAGCACCAUGACGGAGGCGGAGGCGUUGGAGAAGAAGCAGCAGCAGCACAAGCCCAGCAACGGGAACGUUCCUCCAGAGGCGACCACAGAAGACGUGUUUGAUCACACAUACAAAGAGAAAGAAGGCCCCAAACCUGCGACGAGCAUCGUAUGGAAAAAUGUCAUAAUGAUGACCCUGUUGCAUAUAGGUGCCGUGUACGGCGUGUUCCUCAUCCCUUCUGCAUCUUUUCCGACCUUGCUUUGGUCUGUACUCUGUUUUUUGAUAAGUGCUUUAGGAGUGACUGCAGGAGCUCAUCGCUUGUGGAGUCACCGAUCCUACAAGGCCACAUUACCUCUAAAGAUCUUUCUUGGUGUCGCUAACUCCAUGGCAUUUCAGAAUGAUAUCUUCGAAUGGGCUCGAGACCACAGGGUUCACCACAAAUAUUCGGAGACUGACGCUGACCCCCACAACGCCGUGCGGGGCUUCUUCUUCGCUCACAUUGGCUGGCUGCUCGUGCGCAAACAUCCCGAUGUCAUUGAGAAAGGACGAAGGCUGGAGCUCACCGACCUGCGGGCUGACAAAGUCGUAAUGUUCCAAAGGAAGUAUUACAAGUCGUCCGUGCUGCUCAUGUGCUUCUUCAUCCCCAUGUUUGUGCCUUGGUACCUGUGGGGGGAGUCUUUAUGGGUGGCCUACUUCAUCCCAGCUCUGCUGAGGUACACCUUGGUGCUGAAUGCCACCUGGCUGGUGAACAGCGCCGCUCACAUGUGGGGAAACAGGCCCUAUGACAAGAACAUCAACCCCAGGGAGAACAAGUUUGUCGCGUUCAGCGCCAUAGGUGAAGGAUUUCACAACUACCACCACUCGUUCCCCUUUGACUAUGCAACCAGCGAGUUUGGCUGCAAGUUGAACCUUACCACUUGUUUCAUCGACUUCAUGUGCUUCUUGGGCCUGGCCAAGGACCGCAAGAGGGUGUCCCACGAGACUGUCCAGGCCCGACUACAGCGCACGGGAGACGGAAGCCACCGGAGUGGCUAGGAUUGUUGCGCUGUGUUCAGCUUCAAGGCGAAAAAGAAAAAAACGUAAAAAGCAGAAGCUUCACAGUCCUUUGACAGCUCUACAUUCUUCAUCCUGUGAGGAUAUAAGUCCGCUUAUUGAGGGCCUCGACCACAUUUUGCUUGUUUUUUGUGGUUUUUCGUAGCUGUAACUAAACAAAUCGUUCAAGAUGAGUAACUACCCGACACAUUUUGCAAAGCUCUUGGCCCUUUGUUUCUAACACUCAGACAGGCCAAAGUGUUGCAAAGAUGUUUUAGAUUUAAACUAGAAUCAUUUUAAACUCAACUUCAUUAUAAGCAGUCUCCGUGCAAAGUCAUGUAGCCCUUCAUUUUUAUGUGAGUAUUACGCAAAUAUUAAUCAAAGUAGAAAAGUGGAGCACAGAUUGGUGGAGAUUUAACUGAUACGUUAUCAUAGGGAUUGGAGAUUGUUGCCUUUAUUGCAGUUUACAGCAAGUUUUUACAGUUGUGAUAUUCGAGCACUCAAAGAGCUAAAAAAAGUUUGAAUCAUUUAUGGUUAGGAAAAAAAGUUUUUGGCUUUAAUGAAAAAACAAAAAAUUUGAAGAGAGGGGGAACCCAGACCCUCUUCUUAAAACCUGAAUAUACUGACAAAGCGGAAUGCCAAAACUGUACGGUGUGUUGCAGCAUGUUACAUGUUCUUUUUUUUUGGGUGGGGGGGGGGGGACCAAACCAAAUAUGAGUUUUCUUAAAACAAAUGAAGGGACAUAUUUAUCAUUAAAUAGAAAAACUGCCAUUGAAUAUUUACUGGAAGUGAAACAUGUGAUUUUAUCUUGAUUCCAUGUGAUGUGUAAUUGAGUUUCUGUGUUUUUUUAUGACUUUAUAAGAGUGCUUAAAGCGUGCCAAUGGUCGACAUAUUUAAAAACCAUCUCAAUAGAGCACACUAAGUCGAUAUUGCUUCUUCAGUUAACAUCAUUGUGGAAGUUUUUGAACAUAGUGGUAUCAGUGGCUUUGCUUCCUCCUUGAGAUUUUGAUCCAUCAUUUACCUUUUUUUUUUUUUUUUCUGCCCUGAGAAUUCUGCAGCAGCAGAGAUCUCAUUGGUUGAUGUAGCAGCCGGUCAUGUGACAGUCGUAGGCGUUAGAAAAACAACAAAGCCGCCCCAUGCAUGAUGAUAUUCGGUUGUAGGUGUCAUAGUGAGGUGAUUCUUAGGUGACUCUAAUGGCAGAGCCGUGUCUAUUUUUGUAACGUGGAGCUGCAUUGUUUUUGGAGCAUCAAAACUGUUGCUAUGGUGAUUUCUAAGACGGAGUCUGGUUUCCCUUAAAUGUUCUAAAACGCUGAUUGUCACAAAAUUCAGGUGCAUCAAUGUUUAAUGUUCAAUUCUGGUGUGCGGAAUGCCUGUACUUUCUUAUUUAUGCAUUUAUUUAUUUUGUCUCCUUAUUGGCGAAAACCAGAAGCGUUUUUUUUUUGUGCACUCCAAUAUUUGGCCGACAGACUCAUAAAGUUGAACAAAAUUCAAAUGUUUAUUUUUCCCAAGAGUCAGGAAACAACCGAAUGCCUUAUGACUUGCAUCCAUUCCUGAUCUUCUUCACGACCUGUCAGUUAAGACAAAUAAAAGGUUCAAGUACCACAACAAGAAUCUGACCAACGUCCAUGUUUACAGGCCGAAGCACCAGGGUGGAACUUUUCUGACGACCACAUUGAAAUAUUUCAAAUUGUAGCAUGACAACAUUAUAGUACAGUUAAUGCAAAUAAGAGGAAAACAAGUGUCAUAUACAAACUCAAAUCUGGUGAAACAUUUUCCAGAGUGCAAAAACGCGGGCCCUGAUGGAUGUGCCAACUAGUUUUCAAUCCAUUUUUAGUGUGAAAACUACAAAACAAAGGUGCUGUCAUCAUGAGAGUCUUAAAGCAUGUAACACGCCCGACAAUAAACAACACAAGCCAUGCAAACAACUCCUGCUUUCCAUAGCAACAAUGUUGACAUUUUCCCAGCGGCAAUGAGGAUCAUAAAAGUUGUCUCUGAACGAUUACGUCAAUUCUCAACUGUAUACUAUUCUGAAAUAAAAUCCACAAUAUUUUCAAUACACUUGUAAUUCCAUUAA
Labrus mixtus (cuckoo wrasse) is the source of this 3228-nucleotide messenger RNA. RefSeq names its product stearoyl-CoA desaturase (delta-9-desaturase) (gene scd). NCBI's taxonomy places the organism in Eukaryota, Metazoa, Chordata, Actinopteri, Labriformes, Labridae. The transcript is spliced from 6 exons. Gene Ontology annotation, molecular function: palmitoyl-CoA 9-desaturase activity; stearoyl-CoA 9-desaturase activity; iron ion binding. Gene Ontology annotation, biological process: unsaturated fatty acid biosynthetic process; response to fatty acid. The record is from RefSeq and is a predicted model, not a curated record. Gene Ontology annotation, cellular component: endoplasmic reticulum membrane. Bases 150 to 1157 code for a protein of 335 amino acids.